This is a messenger RNA of Rubroshorea leprosula, 1118 nucleotides long. The record is from the annotation of a GenBank genome assembly. Lineage: Eukaryota; Viridiplantae; Streptophyta; Magnoliopsida; Malvales; Dipterocarpaceae.
UACUUCUCAUUUCCCAUACAAUAUUAUUGAAACCAUAAUCAUGAGGGAAAUUUUCCAUUCUAUGUUUGUUCUGGUUGCUGUAUUGUUCUUUGGUAUUGCAGAAUUCUGUUCCGGUCGGAACACGAGCUUUAGCUGUAUAGAAAGGGAGAGAGAAGCCCUAUUGAAGUUGAAACUUUGUUUCCAUGAUCCAUCGCAUAUGUUGUCUUCUUGGAAAGGCAAUGACUGUUGUGAAUGGAGAGGAGUAGGCUGUGACAAGAAUGGCCAUCAUGUUGUCUCAAUUCAACUCAAGGGAUCAAUAUUUGAUCAACCUCAAUUGUACUUGAUUGACAAUGUUGAGGAGGUUGUUUCGAGUUUGCUCAUGUUGAAAUACUUGGAACACCUGGACUUGAGCAGAAACUACUUCAACAAAAGCCUUAUUCCGCACUCCUUUGGUUUGAUGAAGCAGCUACGGUACCUAAAUCUCUCUCAUGCUCAUUUUAGAGGAAGAAUUCCUAGUGAACUUGGAAACCUUACGAGGCUUCGUGUUCUUGAUCUUGCUGACUAUUAUGGUGGAGCAUUGAAGGUUGAUGAUGACAUUCAGUGGAUUUCUCAUCUAUCCUUUCUGCAACAACUUGAUAUGAGUGGAGUAAAUCUAAUGCUUGCAUCAUCAAACUUGUUCCAGGUACUUGGCAUGCCUCCUUUAUUAUCAUGGUUAAGUCUAUCAGGUUGUAAUCUCAAAAAUUCUCACUUACCAUCUGGUGAGAUGGUAGGUGGUCUUGAAAGGUCAUCUGAAUGCUCUAGAUAUGAAUUAGAGACUAUGGAUUUAGGAGAAAAUAACAUAAGUGGUCUUAUGCCUAAUUGGUUAGGGGAGCUCAAAAGGCUAAUAUACCUUAAUCUUAGCUCAAAUGCAUUUGUUGGUCCAAUCCCAAGUUCUCUUGGGACAAUUUCAUCUUUAAGAGAGUUGGUCUUUCAAUGAAUGCGUUGAAUGGGACCAUUCUUGUGUGCAUUGGGAAGUCGUUGGCCAUCCAAAAAUUAAAUCUUUUUGAGAAUCAAUUGAGUGGGAGUAUUCCAGAUAGCAUUGGGCAACUUUUCAAGUUAAAGCACAUAAAUCUUUCUUACAAUCAAUUGAAUGGAAGUAU